Molecule: messenger RNA, 1448 nt
Organism: Ciona intestinalis (vase tunicate)
Lineage: Eukaryota; Metazoa; Chordata; Ascidiacea; Phlebobranchia; Cionidae
Source: RefSeq, a predicted model, not a curated record
AACUUAUAGGGUAUCUAUGGUGUUGUUGUAUUUUCGUUUAUAAGUUGUCUAUGAUAGAAAGCGUCACGUCGCGAUGGGAACGCAAGGCCAAGGGAGGUUAAGGGUGACUUCAAACCCUGCAAAUUAUUCCCUGGGUCAUCUACACCCAACAAAAACUAAGUCACAUAACAGGAUCCCAUUGUCAAUGAGAAAAAAUGAAAGUCUUAAGCAUCCAGACCUGACUAAAGGACAGAAGCAAUACUUAUGGAGUAUUUGCUCAAUCUACAGUACAGCUCAGAUGAAACAGCUGCUACAAGAUCAGUUUGUUAACCAGCUUUAUUAUGAAAUGAAAAAAGGGAUUAUUCGCUCAGUAGAUUGGUACAAAUACUUGGAUUAUAUUUCGGAUCCAAGUAAAAGAAAGCAACAGUUUAACAGCCUUUCAUCUAGAAGUUGGAGAGCACCCAGGGAUAAAUAUAUGUUCCGGUAUUACCGUGAGCAUCCUGUUGAUCUACCAACACCAAGCUUACCCGGUUUUGUGGAUAACGAAGUUAAGCAUUGGAGCAGAACACCAAAACCACCUCAGCGGCCAAUUCAUUACGUAACAAGAAGACGAAGGAAACAAUUAGAAGCAGGAGAUACAGUGAUAUUUCCAUCUGGAAAAGACACGCAUGAUCUUCCAUCCAGACCGCACACAGUUCUUGGGUAUGCUGCUCCUUCACCAAAAUAUGUGACUUCACCAACUGAAAUAUCUUCAUAUUCGAACACAUUCACUGGGAGUGGAUCAUCCUCGAAUGGGGGAAGUGAGAUCAUCCUGGGAUCAAGUAACAGGAAGCAGGGAGAAGGAUUGACUCGUCCAAAAUCUCGGAUCGGAUCUUCCCAAAGAAGAAUGAUUAAUUUGUAGUUAAAUAGUUUUGAUUCUGCAAAAAAAAAUUAGUUGUUUUUUUUACCUUUUGUGUGCUGUAGUUUCUAUAUAGUAGGUGGGGUAAGAUAUCUAUGUUUUCAUUAUUUUUAUAGUUCCAUUUGGCCGUAGACAAAGAAUAUUUACAAAAUUGUAAUAUUAUUGCAUCCUCAUGACUGUAAAAGCGGUUUGUUUAUUGUUAAAAAUGGGAUAAUGGAAUAUGAGAUAUUUUUAACAGUAUCCAUCUUACCCCACAGUACUAUACUAAUUAUGUAGCUUUUUCUAAGUUUCUUAUAUACCAUAUAUCUGCAUAUUUAUCAGGUAUUAAAUUUUUCCAGAAGCAGACUUGUUUUGUUUGAUUGUAUAUUGUGAGCUUGAGGUUUUAUUACUCGUUGUAACAUUGGUGUUAUGUUACUCACUAUCAUUGUAAGUUUAUGAAUGCUCUCACCGUGUCCACUGUGCCUGGUACAUAUGUAUGUCGUAUAGUUUACCUGUUGUGUAUUGCUUUUAAACAAAGCGUGUUCAAUUCUAUCCAUGUCAUAUAGUCAAAUAAAGUAUUACGUUUCGCGUA